Messenger RNA from Triticum dicoccoides, 814 nucleotides. Its product is annotated as FCS-Like Zinc finger 3-like. The coding region runs from base 119 to 487 and encodes 122 amino acids. The record is from RefSeq and is a predicted model, not a curated record. Lineage: Eukaryota; Viridiplantae; Streptophyta; Magnoliopsida; Poales; Poaceae. The transcript is spliced from 3 exons.
CACUCCUCACUCUUUAUAAGCACCAACCCCCUUCCCUGAAAGAAAAGAUCUCGCACUCGAGCUAGAGAGGAGCUAGGAGAGAGUUUGAUUAGCUAGCGAGAAGAUAGGCAUCCCCUUCAUGGCUGGCCUGAGCGUUCUGCUAGAGACCCACGAGAGCAACUCCAUCAAGGCCAAGAUCAUCAGCAAGGCCACCCUCCAUAGCCCCAAGACCUCCUCACCCCCUUGGUCGCCGGCAGCGAGGCCCACCGCAAGCACGAGUUCCUUCUUGCAGCGCUGCUUGCUGUGCCACAAGGAUCUAGCCGAGAACAAUGACAUCUACAUGUACAGAGGUGACAAGGCGUUCUGCAGCGUGGAGUGCCGGUGCAGGCAGAUCUUCAUCGACGAGGACGCCGGCAGCAGCUUCUGCGCAAAGGGCGCCUCCACCGCCGCCGUGCGGUCCGGCCGCCGUGCCACUGCCUCCGGCGGCGGCGUCAGCUUCGCGUACUGAUGUACUACCACCAACACGCAACACCAAGCAACCGGACGCACGUAGCACGUAACGUACGUGUGCAAAGGCAAGAAGAAAAGAAAAGAGAGCUGUUUAAAGAACGGAGUUAAGUACCGCCGUUAUGUGACAGCUCGUCGGCGGGGGCCCACACGCGACGGGGAGCGUACGUGUCCCGUGACCGUACCUAACGGAUAAGAUGGCCGGACAGCUGGCCCCACCUGAAGCGGAUCAGGAUCCAAUAAACUGACGAUACCUUUUUUUAAUUCUUUAUUAUUAUAUCAUAUCACGUCUCUCCCGUCCCGUCUCGGUGGGGAUUAGCUUCUGCGU